This is a messenger RNA of Phragmites australis (common reed), 2537 nucleotides long. RefSeq names its product probable methyltransferase PMT21. Bases 301 to 2091 code for a protein of 596 amino acids. Gene Ontology annotation, cellular component: cytoplasm; endosome; trans-Golgi network. Lineage: Eukaryota; Viridiplantae; Streptophyta; Magnoliopsida; Poales; Poaceae. The record is from RefSeq and is a predicted model, not a curated record. Gene Ontology annotation, molecular function: methyltransferase activity. The transcript is spliced from 4 exons.
GGUUUGUUACUUGUCCACUCCCGAAACCACAAAUAAAAACAUGAGCCUCCCGUCCCGUCCCGUCCGUCUCAAAGCCUGCCUCUUCCAUCAUCAUCAUCUUCUUCUUCUUUAGAUUCUGAUUCAUUCAUUAGUAGAUUCUGCUCCGUCGGUGGUGCCGGACGGAUAGAUCGAUCUGUCGUCCCUUCCUCCUCCUCCUCCUCCUCUUCAGCUCGAUCCAUCAGUUCCUAGGUAAGGUAAGGUAAGGUAAGGUAAGGUUUACACCAAGGAGCUAAGGGAAGGGGAGGAGGGAACGCGCCUGCCAUGAAGUACACCAAGGAAGCAAAGCCCGAGAGGGCGGCCGGCGGCUCCAGAGCAGUCCCGCUGGCGCUCCUGCUCAUCGUGCUCUGCGUCUUCUCCUUCUACCUCGGCGGCAUCUACAGCACCGGCCGCAGCCUCCUCCAGCCGGCGCCGCCUCUUACCCUGGGCACCACCCGCCAGCAAGAAGCAGCGGGGAUAUCCAUCGUCGUGUUCCCCGAGUGCCCCGCUGACUUGCAGGACUACACUCCCUGCACCGAUCCCAGGCGCUGGAGGAAGUACGGCAACUACCGCCUCAGCUUCAUGGAGCGCCACUGCCCGCCGGCGCCCGAGCGCCACCAGUGCCUGGUGCCACCGCCCGAGGGCUACAAGCUGCCCAUCAGGUGGCCCAAGAGCAAGGACCAGUGCUGGUACAGGAAUGUGCCCUACGACUGGAUCAACAGCCAGAAGUCCAACCAGCACUGGCUCGCCAAGGACGGCGACCGCUUCCGCUUCCCCGGCGGCGGCACCAUGUUCCCCAACGGCGUCGCCGCCUACGUCGACCUCAUGCAGGACCUCGUCCCCGGCAUGCGCGACGGCACCGUCCGCACCGCCCUCGACACCGGCUGCGGCGUCGCCAGCUGGGGCGGCGACCUGCUGGGACGCGGCAUCCUCACCGUCUCCCUCGCGCCCAGGGACAACCACGAGGCCCAGGUGCAGUUCGCGCUCGAGCGCGGCAUCCCGGCCAUCCUCGGCAUCAUCUCCACGCAGCGCCUGCCCUUCCCGUCCGCCGCCUUCGACAUGGCGCACUGCUCGCGCUGCCUCAUCCCCUGGACCGAGUUCGGCGGCCUCUACCUCCUCGAGAUCCACCGCGUCCUCCGCCCGGGAGGCUUCUGGGUGCUCUCCGGCCCGCCCAUCAACUACGAGAACCGGUGGCACGGCUGGAACACCACCGUCCAGGCGCAGAAGGCCCACCUGGACAGGCUCAAGGAGAUGCUCGCCAGCAUGUGCUUCAAGCUCUACACCAUGAAGGGCGACAUCGCCGUGUGGCGCAAGUCCCCCGACGCCACUGCCUGCUACGACAAGCUCACCCCAGUCUCCUCGCCCGCCAAGUGCGACGACAGCGUCGACCCGGACGCCGCCUGGUACGUGCCCAUGCGCUCCUGCCUCACCGCUCCCAGCGCGAGGUACAAGAAGCUGGACCUCAACGCCACCCCCAAGUGGCCCCAGAGGCUCAGCGUCGCUCCGGAGCGCAUCAACGUCGUACCCGGCAGCAGCGCCGGCGCCUUCAAGCAAGACGACGCCGAGUGGAAGCUCAGGACCAGGCACUACAAGGCGUUGCUUCCCGCGCUAGGAUCCGACAAGGUCAGGAAUGUCAUGGACAUGAACACAGUCUAUGGAGGAUUCGCAGCCAGCCUGAUCAAGGACCCCGUCUGGGUCAUGAACGUCGUCUCCUCCUACGGACCCAACUCCCUCGGCGUCGUCUACGACAGAGGGCUCAUCGGCACCAACCACGACUGGUGCGAGGCAUUCUCGACAUACCCACGCACCUACGACCUGUUGCAUCUUGAUGGCUUGUUUACUGCAGAGUCUCACAGAUGUGAGAUGAAGUUCGUGCUUCUUGAGAUGGACCGUAUCCUUCGUCCCACUGGUUAUGCCAUAAUCCGGGAGAGCACCUACUUUCUGGAUUCUAUAGCAACCGUUGCCAAAGGAAUGAGAUGGAGCUGCGAGAAGCAUAACACCGACAACAAGGCUGACAAGGAGAAGAUCCUAAUCUGCCAGAAAAAGCUUUGGUCAGGAAAGAACAGCCAGCAGUGAGAAAGAAUCAUAUAUCCAGGAUAACUAAAAAUACAGACAGACUCAACCUGGAUAGAUGAUAUGUAAGAUGCUCAAGGGCAUCCAAAGGAAACAAGCUCAAAAUAUGGUCAUGAUCUCAGCCAACAAGGCAAAGGCGCUUCACCUUCCAGCAGACAUGAGAGAUGAGCACUCUGAUACAACAAGGUUCAUAAUUAUCAAAAUAAAUAAAAUGAGUAAAGCACCGUAUAGGAUCCAAUAGUUAGUACUCUUUGUCAUUAAUCGCACAGUUAAUUCUUUUUGUAUGAACAGUUAAGAGACCUAAAGUUUCGUAAUACCAAGAGGCAACUGUAAGUUACUCCAUAUAUACUACCUGUGCUCAUUUGUACUACAUAGUAUAACUUGGUGCUGUGACUGUAAUAAGAGGGCCAUAUAUUUAUUUAAGCAUUAAUGGAGUAAGAUAUGACUGA